Messenger RNA from Myotis daubentonii (Daubenton's bat), 3772 nucleotides. Its product is annotated as optic atrophy 3 protein. The record is from RefSeq and is a predicted model, not a curated record. NCBI's taxonomy places the organism in Eukaryota, Metazoa, Chordata, Mammalia, Chiroptera, Vespertilionidae. Gene Ontology annotation, biological process: regulation of lipid metabolic process. Gene Ontology annotation, cellular component: mitochondrion.
AGCGGGCGGAGGAGGAGGGAGAGGUUGGAAGCGCCCCGCCCAGUCAGGAGGGUUACGCGUCCCUCGUGCGACCGCCAAGAUGGUGGUGGGUGCGUUCCCCAUGGCGAAGCUGCUAUACUUGGGCGUCCGGCAGAUCAGCAAGCCGCUUGCCAACCGCAUUAAGGCGGGCGCCCGUCGAAGCGAGUUCUUCAAGACCUAUGUCUGCCUCCCGCCGGCUCAGCUGUACCACUGGGUGGAGAUGCGGACCAAGAUGCGCAUUAUGGGCUUCCGGGGCACAGCCAUCAAGCCGCUGAACGAGGAGGCGGCCGCCGAGCUGGGCGCCGAACUCCUGGGCGAGGCCACCAUCUUCAUCGUGGGCGGCGCCUGCAUGGUGCUGGAGUACUCGCGCCACCAGGCGCAGCAGCGCCGCAAGGAGGAGGAGCAGCGCGCCGCCUGGAUCGAGAUGCAGGACGAGGUGGGCCGCUUGGCGCUGGCGCUCCAGGCGCUGCAGGCGCAGGUGCAGGCGCAGGAGGCGCCGAGAGCCCUGGAGGAGCUGCGGGCGCAGAUGCAAGAGGUGCGCGCUGAACUCUACACCCGGGACGCGGAGGCGCGGUCCAAGUCCACGCCCAAGGCAGCGCCCACGUCCGAGAAAUAGGCUGCUGAAACCUGAACUUGGAUGUGGCCAUGUGCGCCCUAAUGUGCUGGCCCAGCGGAAGCCACUGAGAUUUUGAGGAACUUGGCUGUUGGUCACCCCCUGCUGACCAGUGGUAGUACCUUGCACUGGGACGGUGAAGCGUUCCAACAUAGCCCCCUCCUUAGCUCAUUGGUACAGCCCGCAGGGCUCAUCUCUCCACCCCAUCCCAAACCUCACGGGCCUUCUGGGUCCCAGCCCCAGGACGACAUGCUCACUCUUCUGGCAGAAGGAAAACAUGGAACCUGGACCUCAGCCAAAUCAGCCUGUCAAGCUCCCCAUUUGCCUGGUCAGUGAGUGCUACCUUCCCUGGGACACUCGGCCAUUACACUGAACACCCCCUUCUUUUGAUCAGUUGGUACAGACCGUUGUAAGGAAUGCAGUGUCUUUCCCUGGACUUCUGUCCCCCUUAUCUUAAGAGGGGGGAAAGGAUCCUGGCUUGCAAUCGAUCCACCGAAUAUCUUUUCCUUAACCUGAUCUGUGAGACCUCCUGAGUCCUCAAGUGGAAUAUUCCAACAGAGCCCCCUCCUCCUUCAGUCUGUGGCACCACCCACUGGAAUGGCUGGUCUUCUCAGGCAGUGCCCUCCCAACCCCCCUGACGUAGUGGUGGACUUUGAUUUUGCCCAGGGCUAAUCAACUUGGCUUUCAGCCUCAGCUUCCUGUUACCUGUCGUCAGAGUCCCGGGGCUUUCCUGGCUGUCCUUUCCUACCUUCCCCAGGGGCCUCUCUCAGGCAACCCCGGCCAUGGAUUAGAUGAUCACAUCCCCCAUGUUGCCUUUAAAUGCUGAUCUGUGGGCUCCUGCUCCUCUCCCCUGGGGCUCCGGACUGGUGGAGCAGUCCCUCUUCAUGCACUGGUGCCUCCUGCCUCCAUAGCCCCAAGUGCCACCUCCAUCUCCCUGGUGUGGGCCCCUAGUUGGUUUUACCUUCUUUAGUCGUUUCCUAGGGCUGCCUAACAAAUUACCACGAACUUGGUGGCUUAGGACAACCAGAAUUUAUUCUCCCCCAGUCCUAGAGGCCGAAGAUCCAAAGUCAGCUGUCAGCACUGCCUCCGAAGGCUCUAGAGGGGGAUCCUUGUCUCUUCCAGCUUCUGGUGUCUCCAGGCUCCUUGGCUUGUGGCUGCAUUCUCUGCAGUCUCCACCUCCAUCCUCACGUGGCCUGCUCUUCUGUCUCUUAUAAAGACACCUGGUCAUUGGACUUAGGGCCACCCUAACUCUAGGAAAGACCCUUUUCCCAAAUAAGCUCACAUUCACAAGUGCCAUCACCUCGCUCCACCUCCCCACCCCAAGAGCGUGCUGGGACUCCUGCCAACCGCAUGGGACAUUUGACCUUCCCCACAUGAGAGAGGAACAGUCCAAGGAGAGCUCCUAUUUUUCAGACUGUAGGUGUUUCCUAAUUAAAGGACUGUUUGAGAACCAUUAUAUGGAUCUCCAAAAUGGGUACAAAGCUCAUUAAAAUUAGGAGAGAAGCUGAGAGAUCUGAUGGGGGUGAGUCUAGAGCAGGGGUGGGCAAACUUUUUGACUCGAGGGCCACAAUGGGUUCUUAAACUGGACCGGAGGGCCGGAACAAAAGCAUGGAUGGAGUGUUUGUGUGAACUAAUAUAAAUUCAAAGUAAACAUUACAUAAAAGGGUACGGUUUUUUUUUUUAGUUUUUUUUUUUUUAGUUUUAUUCAUUUCAAACGGGCCGCAUCUGGCCCGCGGGCCAUAGUUUGCCCACGGCUGCUCUAGAGUCAUCCUAUGAACUGUCCCAAGUGGGGAAACUGAGGCUCGGGAAGCCAAGGGACUUGCCCAGGGCUGUGAAGCCCAUGAGGGAUGGGAGCCAGUGGCACUGGGAGGGAAACGGGAGCCCAGGUUACCCUGGGUGCAGGGUGCUUGAGGGAACAGGUGGGGGCAAGAAGGGAGAUGAGGGGGAGGCAGAUCACUGGGGGAGGGGUGGGAAUCUCCACAGAGGUCCCAGAGCGGUGCUGAGUGUGGGUGGCCCUCCAUCCCCAAUCACAGCCACCCAAGAUCUUGGCAUUCAGUGAAUGGGCGUAGUCAUAGACCAGGAAAUGGGUGGGGCAGGUUUUCUUCCACUUCCCCCAGGUGGUUAAAAACACCUGGCCACAAGACCUGGUAGAAACCCCGUAAACUGGGUUAGUGAAACAUCAAUUCUUUAUAGAAGAAAGGGAGAGGCUGGUGUAGAGGGUGCGGAGAUGGGUCAUGGGUGGGGUGUUUCUACAGUAGGAGUGACCCGAGUGGGUUAAAUGAUGAGGGGAAGAAGGCAAGAGAUACCAGUGCAUGGAAGGGUGGUGGGCCGAGGAGCCAGGUGGGCAGGCUCAGUGCCUGGUUUCCAUGGUUACCCCUGAGCGGCUUCACUCUGGCCCCGUCACAUCUCUGGAGGACGGGUUGCUGGAUGCCAGGGAUCUUGACUGUAAACCCCUCUCCAUCAUGUUAAUAAACAGCAGUCAGGUGGAAUCCAUUGAGCUCUGGGUGGGUGUCAGGCACUGUUCUAAGUGCUUUACGUAAUCCCAGCGACAUUUUCUUCAUUCAUGAAGAAGCUGAGGCACAGAGAGGGAAAGUCACCUGCCCAAGGUCACACAGGCAGGAAAGAGGAGGAGGUGGGAGCCUAAGCCCCUGACCCUGCACCACCUGACCCUGCGGUAGCGCUGUGCUCACGUGUGAGAUUGAAAACAGCCCCUGCCCUGGCCAAUUUGGCUCAGUGGAUAGCAUGUCAGCCUGUGGACUGAAAGGUCCCGGGUUCGAUUGCAGUCAAGGGCACACGCCUGGGUUGUGGGCUUGAUCCCCAAUAGGGGGUGUGCAAGAGGCAGCCAAUCACGAUUCUCAUCAUUGAUGUUUCUAUCUCUCCCUGUCCCUUCCUCUCUGAAAUCAAUAAAAUAUGUUUAAGAAAAAGAAAACAGCCCCUGUGUGUGUUGACGUGGCCAGACCUGUGGGAUGCAACAGCUUCACCCACCGGGUGGGGGUGGGAUCAGGGUGUGUGCAGGUGGGAAGAGCGCCCUCUCAAAAUACACGAGGCCGGAGGAUGGAUGGUUCAUCGCUCCAACUUACUACAGAAAUGUUGUAUGCAUUUGCGACUUGGGGGGAGAGGGGUUAGAAUAAAUUUGUAAUU